Haliotis rubra (blacklip abalone) is the source of this 1848-nucleotide messenger RNA. RefSeq names its product multiple epidermal growth factor-like domains protein 10. Bases 201 to 1565 code for a protein of 454 amino acids. NCBI's taxonomy places the organism in Eukaryota, Metazoa, Mollusca, Gastropoda, Lepetellida, Haliotidae. The transcript is spliced from 3 exons. Gene Ontology annotation, molecular function: scavenger receptor activity. The record is from RefSeq and is a predicted model, not a curated record.
CCUACUGGGGACUGGAAAAACCAAAAGGAGGUAUUUGGAUGUUACGCAAUACGAGCGUGUAGAUACAUACAGGUAUAUUGCGUGUUCAUAUCACAACGACAUGCCUGGGUGUAUGUAGCACAGCCGUCUAGAGCGUCUCCGAUCAGUAUUCAGGUAUGUACAUAGAUUAAUGGAAUACAAGCCAGUAGAUUCUUAACAAUAUGAAUCGAAUUGAGUGGGCAACUUUGGUGACUGUGGCAACCCUGGCAACGGUUACAUUGAAAGUGGAAGGUCAACGUUCAUGUUCUACCGAUGGCUGUCUCCAUGGUAACGGUGGUCUACCAUGUCAGUCAUGUCAACCUGAGUGUUACGGCUCAACAUGCAGCUACACAUGUCAUGGACGCUGCGAUACAGACGGCUGUAACAGACAAACUGGCCAGUGUUUCAGAUGCCGACCAGGGAUGUACGGACGAGACUGCGACCAAACAUGUCCACUUAAAUGCGCCAACAGUGUGAUAGGCGGGAAUGCCUACUGUGAUCGAGACACAGGUGCGUGUUCUGAAGCAUGUCGACCAGGAUGGAGCGGUUCACACUGUAAUGAAUCGUGUCCGCUCAACUGCAAACAUCAAACCUGUAACAAGCAAACAAAACAGUGUAUCGCCGGGUGUGAGACAGGCUGGACAGGAGAUUACUGUAAUACAACAUGUGACAACUGUCUGAUGGGAAGAUGCAACGAUAAGGGCUACUGUCUCUUGGGCUGUAAAGCGGGCUUCUUCGGACAAAACUGUGAUAGGGGAUGUCAACACUGUUGGACUACUGGCUGUGACAGAGGUUCCGGAAUCUGUGAACAGUGUCAUCCUGGUUACCAUGGCUCCCACUGCGCCGAGACGUGUCCUGAAACCUGCUAUAAAGGCUGGGAGGGUUACAGAAACUGUGACCGUCACACCAAGGCUUGUCUCGAGGGCUGUGAACCUGGAUGGCACGGGUCUCAUUGCAAUACACCGUGCAGCACCUCCUGUACAGCUGCCCGUUGUUACAGACGUGACGGUUCCUGUGUAGAUGGAUGUGUACCAGGUUUCUAUGGCAAACACUGCCACAAGAGAUGCAGUCAUGAAAACUGUAAAAACAACACUUGUGACUACCAUGGUCAUUGUACGGAAUGCAAAGAUGGCUGGUUUGGAGAAGACUGUCGGCGACUUUGCCCAGCACUGUGUGAGUCAUUUCUUCGCGACACUGGGCACUGUUCACGGUGUUCUGAUGGCUAUCAUGGUCCUGACUGUGAUGAUAAAUGCAGUGACACCUGUUUGCAUCACACAUGUGACAGAGAUGGCAACUGUUUUGAGUGUAGAGAUCUGACGUACGGAACUCGGUGUCAAUACCCAUGUAGCGAGAACUGCGAGAGAUGCGACCAGACAACGGGGGCGUGUACAAGGUGCAGAGGAGGACACUUCCUUGAAGACGGCAGAUGUACCCCAACAGUAUCUGAACAUUAUACAUCCUCGCGGGCAGAUUCCGUGAAGCAUACGCGAUUUCAAUUAAAACAUUUUUCUGCAUUUUCUAAACACUUAUCUGUGCAUGCGCUAUGACUUGGCGUUGCUAGAAGAUAAGUUUCAUUAUAUUCAGUUGUUUCGGUCACUGUUUAGGAGUGCAGUAUUGCGCCAAAAUGUCUUUCAGCAUUCAGAUCUAAUGUCGUGGCAGUUUCCGUUUCGACUUUACAAAAACAGUUCAGCUAUUCAAGACAGAUCGUUAUAUGUUGCAUUGUUUAUAGAUAUUCAAGCAACAUUGUUUGCGAUAUUGUGCCAUCUACCUGGACAUUUGACGAUGAUUAUCAUCGCUGACAUGUAUUUUAAUUCGUGUGAUUGUGCAAAA